Adineta steineri is the source of this 333-nucleotide messenger RNA. Lineage: Eukaryota; Metazoa; Rotifera; Eurotatoria; Adinetida; Adinetidae. The record is from the annotation of a GenBank genome assembly.
AUGGGAUUAUGGCUUAAAAAAGAAUUAUUCAAAGAGUUAACAGGAACACAAGAGAAAACAAAAGAAAGAUCAUUUCAAGCACCAUUUACUAUAAAAGCACAUACAUUACUUCAUACUUAUCUCCAUCGACUUGAUACAUUAAUUUUAUUUUAUUUCUACUACAACGAUAUUGUGGUACAAUUUAGUGCUAUGGGACAUACUGCACGAUUCUUUGAUGAUGAUGAUGAAGGCGAACAUAUAAUAAUAAUAGCAGGAGUUUUUAUUAUAUUAACUGUGCAUGAACAUCGUAAAAAUAUAUCAACUAUAUUUAAUAAAGAUAUGAAUGAAGAAUAA